Molecule: messenger RNA, 915 nt
Organism: Alternaria arborescens
Lineage: Eukaryota; Fungi; Ascomycota; Dothideomycetes; Pleosporales; Pleosporaceae
Exons: 1
Coding region: 1-915 (304 amino acids)
Source: RefSeq, a predicted model, not a curated record
AUGUGGAGCGUGAGCAGCGAGAUCACACUAGAGAGAACACUGGCGCUGUACAAUUUUUCCAGCGCUGUCAACCAUGAGCACGGCCUUGGUUCUCCGCUGACCUACCGCCUCUUUGCUGACACUUCGGUCGGCAUCAAGUACCUCAUCCAUGAGAAUUUCGAGCGAAUGUCAUUCAUGGAUCAGCAAACCCUCAAGCGCCUUUACUGGCUGAUUUAUGCCGGCCAGUGCACCUGCGAUAUGCAUGGCAGACAGCUACUGGUGCUGCGUCAUGCGCAUGAAGCUUUCGGUCAUCUAAUUCCGUUGGAAAUUAGCGACAUACAGUUACUACAUGGUGCUGACGCAAGCUCCGCUGAAGACACCGGUCCGUGCUUUUCGUAUGUCCCGGGACUCAACGUACUUUCCAGGCUCUUCAUGGUAUGGCAUUCCAGCCAAGCGAUCACAACUCAAACUAUGAAUAAUUUACAUGAGCACAUCAUGCGCGCUCAGCAAUUGCUUGAAGACGUGCCCCCAGAACUCGCGUGGCGACCGCCUCAUGCCGUUGGACAGUUCGCCUUCAAUGUGCAAAAGGUCAAUCUCAAGGUUACGCAACUGCACAUUCGAUCCAACCUGCUUGAACAGAUGAACACUUUGGCCAAGGACCAAAAUAUGCGAGUCACCCCGGGCACUAUCAUCGAUGAGCGACAUCGCGUGGUGGACGAGCUGCUCGAUGUCCUAUACAACAUGCCAGAAGAGGUAUUUGAUGCUAACGGAUAUAGUAUUGUGCCGAAAAUUAGAGACAUUGGUGGCGCUCUUCUGGAUGAGCUGCGAACCGGAUCGCAAGGCACCACUCUACAAGCAAGCAUAAAUUUGGAUAAGCUUUUAGCGAAGUUGGAGAGCCUAGAUCAACGAGUUGCGGUGCAAACACCAUAUGUCUGA